CCCGCCCUGUGAGCUCGUGCCCGUCCGGACACCAGCUCCGAGGCUGCCGGGGGCUCAGACGAGCCUUGGCGUGGGAGAGAGAAAGAUGGAGGCGCGGGUCGUCGGAGGGAGACUCCUGUGUCUGGUCGCGAUGUCCAGUGUCCUCUGCGUGGACACGGUCCUCGGGAAAUAUGUCAAAGGCGUCGUGGACACCAAAGAGGACUGGGUUUUCCUCACUCGUUUCUGCUUCCUCACCGACUUUGGACGUCUGGACUUCCGGUUCCGUUAUCCUAAGUCUCGCUGCUGUCAGAACAUAUUACUCUACUUUGACGACGCUUCUCAGUGGCCGGCUGUGUACAAGAGGCCUGAAAAGAACUGCUACCAGAAGGAAGCGGUGCUGAGGCCUGAGAACAACCAGGUCAUCAACCUCACCACCCGCUACACCUGGUCAGGAUGUGUGGUGGAAGGAGAAGACGACGAGGAGGUCCUGAGCUGCGUAGGCGGCCGUAGUUUUCGGUCGGUGAGGGAGAGGUGGUGGUACAUCGCUCUCAGUAAGUGCGGGGGUGAUGGCCUGCAGCUUGAAUAUGAGAUGAAACUGACCAACGGCCAGUCUUUCUGGACGCAGCACUUCUCCGCAGAUGAAUUUGGAAUCUUGGAGACAGACAUCACCUUCCUGGUCAUCUUCUCCAUGGUGUUCCUGCUCUCCUGCUACUUUGCCUACAAUUUGAAGGGGAGACAGCUUCUUCACACAACCUACAAAAUGUUUAUGACGGCGGCAGGUGUAGAGGUGCUCAGCCUGUUGUUCCACUGUGUCUACUGGGGUCUCUAUGCACGGGAUGGAGUCGGCAACGGCAGCCUGAAAAUACUCGGGAAAUUACUCUUCUCUGUCAGUUUCCUGGUGUUCCUCCUCAUGCUUAUACUGUUGGGCAAAGGUUUCACUGUCACCAGGGCGAGGAUCAGUCACAGCGGCUCGGUAAAGCUGAGCAUCUACAUGACCGUCUACACCAUCACAUACGUCAUCCUCUUCAUCUACGAGGCUGAGUUCUUCGAUCCGGGCGAGGUUCUGUACGCCUACGACAGCCCGGCCGGCUACGGGCUGAUGGGUCUGCAGCUGUUGGCCUACGUGUGGUUUUGCUACGCCGUGCUGGUCUCUCUCAAGCACUACCCCGAAAAGCAGCCCUUCUACGUCCCGUUCUUCACCACCUACACGCUAUGGUUCUUUGCCGUGCCAGUGAUGGCUCUCAUCGCCAACUUUGGCAUCCCUCGUUGGGCCCGGGAGAAGAUAGUCAACGGCAUUCAGCUUGGCAUCCACCUCUACGCUCACAUGGUCUUUCUGGUCAUAACACGACCGUCGGCAGCCAACAAGAACUUCCCAUACCAUGUGCGGACAUCCCAGAUCGGGAUCCUCCUGUCAAGUCCAAAAGGAGGCGAAGGGGUGGAGAGCUUUCCUCACCAUGCCUACGGGAAUGGAUCCUUCCUGGGAGACUCCCAACCCAACUUCACCGAGCUCUUCUCCAUCCAAUCAGAUCCCGUAAAGACAGUGGAGGAAACCGUCGCCCGGAAAGUCCCAGAGGUGCCGAGGAACAGCGAGCAGAAGAUCAUCACCACCACUGCCGCAGCCGACCUCGCGGCCAUUUUGCCCCCACCACCGCCACCCAUCCCACCUCGCCCGGCUGCACGUUCACCUCCGCUACCCGUCCGACUCCCGUCCUUCACCGAGUACUUCAGCAUGCAGAGUGGAGGAGGAGGAGCGUUCGGAUCCAAGGCGUGAGAUGGCACCAAGCAAGAUGGAGGAAGGAGGUCAAGAUGGUGUGAGUAUAAAAUAAAAGACACAAGAGAAGGACAAAGACGGGAAAUUAUCCUUAAGGAGCACAUGAAAUAUCCCGAUUGAUGGAUGGAAGAAGCAAUAAAUAUUUGACCAUUAGAGGGAGACAGAUGACCAAGUGGAUGGUCGCAGGAAUAGAAUGAUAGCCAAGCAUAGCAUUGGGGGGGGAGAA
Doryrhamphus excisus (bluestripe pipefish) is the source of this 1976-nucleotide messenger RNA. RefSeq names its product transmembrane protein 145 (gene tmem145). The record is from RefSeq and is a predicted model, not a curated record. Gene Ontology annotation, biological process: G protein-coupled receptor signaling pathway; response to pheromone. NCBI's taxonomy places the organism in Eukaryota, Metazoa, Chordata, Actinopteri, Syngnathiformes, Syngnathidae.